This is a messenger RNA of Peromyscus eremicus (cactus mouse), 1143 nucleotides long. Its product is annotated as tripartite motif-containing protein 43B-like. NCBI's taxonomy places the organism in Eukaryota, Metazoa, Chordata, Mammalia, Rodentia, Cricetidae. The transcript has 5 exons. Gene Ontology annotation, molecular function: protein binding; zinc ion binding. Bases 1 to 1143 code for a protein of 380 amino acids. The record is from RefSeq and is a predicted model, not a curated record.
AUGGAGUCAGACAUCUCACAAGCCUUCCAGAAAGAACUCACCUGCUUCAUCUGCCUGAGCUGCUUGACAGACCCAGUCACCAUAACCUGUGGUCACAGCUUCUGUCGAGCCUGCCUCCACCUUUUCUGGGAAGACAUCCAACCUCCUGUCCAAUGCCCUAAAUGUAGGAAACCAUCACAGAAGGACUUGAGAACCAACAUUGUUCUGAAGAAGCUGGUAUCCAUUGUCAGACAAGCCACCCUCAUGAAGGACCUGAGCUCUGAGGAGCAAAAGUGUGUAACCCACAAAGAUACUAAGAGGAUCUUCUGUGCUGAGAACAGGAUCUUCCUCUGUCAACUCUGCUCUAACACUUAUGAGCACAAAGGACACAGACACUGUCCCAUUGAAGCAGCUGCUGAGGAUCAAAUGGACAGACUUUUGAAGCAAAUGACAUCUUUAUGGGAGAAGGUCCAAGAAAAUCAAGAGAAUUUAGAGGCAGAAAACAGAAUGAGAACCCAUUGGACAGGUUUGGAUGACAUGUUCAGAAGAAGUGAGUCAGUGCAGCUGAGCAUGCCACAGGUUAUUAAGGUAGAACUCAGUGCCCUACCCAUCACUGGACUGACCGAAAGUUACAACCAGUUCCAAGUGCACAUUUCCUUACCAAACAUAACCAUUAUCCAUCACAAAAUAAACCUUUUUAAUGCCAUGAGAAGAUUGAACUUCAGACCUCACCGUAAAGAUACAUCUGCGGAUUAUGCUGGAUGCUAUUAUGCUUCCUGGAGAUCACAGAGCUUCAUCCUAGGGAAAUAUUACUGGGAGAUUGAUUUGAAGGACUCUUGGGACUGGGCUGUAGGGGUCUGUAAGGAUUCCUUGUUAUGGAAUAGAAACCAAGUGAUUGAACCUGAAGGUGCCUUUCUUCUUGUGUGUGUGAAGGAGGGUAAUCAUUACAGUCUCCUCACCACAUGCCCAGUAUUUCAGCACUAUAUAGAGAAGCCACUGUGCAGAGUUGGUGUGUUCCUUGAUUGUGAGGAGGGAUGUUUAAGUUUUGUGAAUGUUGCCAAGUGUUCCCUCAUAUACAAGUACCCUCCUGGCACCUUCAAAGACCCUGUCUGGCCUUACUUCUCCACAGGGGAAAUCUGCAAUCCAGUACCAAGUGAUUUUUAA